AUGCUGGGCUCCCGUGUGCUGCUCUGCCUCUGCUCCAUGACCUGCUGCCUCACUCUGCUGCCGGCAGCUGGGAACACGAUCCUCCGCUUUGGCCCCUGUAGGAUUUCAGUGAGCAUGAGUGAAAUCAGGGCUGGCUUCACCGCCAUCAAAACCAACAUUCAAGCCCGGGACCCCAUCAGGACGCUGAGCAUCCUGUCCCAUCCACACUCCCUUCACAGGGUCCAGCCUUCAGAUAAAUGCUGCAUGGUCCACAAGGUCUUCAACUUCUACGUGGACAAAGUCUUCAAGCACUGCCAGACUGAGAAUUCCUACAUCAACCGGAAGAUCAGCAGCAUAGCCAACUCCUUCCUCAGCAUCAAAAGGAAACUCGAGCAAUGUCAUGAUGAAAACAAGUGUUUGUGUGGACAGGAACCCACUGAGAGAUUUAAGCAGAUACUUGUGAACUAUGAAGGGCUGAACAUCACAUCUGCAGCAAUGAAAUCCCUGGGCGAGUUGGACAUCCUGCUGGACUGGAUGGAGAAAUCCCCAUAGAGAGGAACUGUGUGCUAACAGAGCUGCUGGGGGGCUGCACACCUCGGGAAUGCACUGUCCCAGAGCCAUUUCUUGCUGACUGUUUGAUCAAGCACUGAGUGUGCUGUCAGGCACAGGAACAGGCACACGCAUCCACAGGGUCUUGCAUUUGGAUGGCAAUGUGGAGUUGGCUUGAAUCAACGGAGCGUCCACAUCUCCGACUUCUAUCAAACGACACUUUCCAAAGGGAGAAUUUUAAAGAGUUCUCUUUAGCAGCCAAUAAGCUAUGAUAACUUAAUAAAAGUAUUGUUUGAAUUAUCAACUCUUUGCAUGAGGGCUGUGUGUUCACGAGCACCGAGUGCCUGGCUGAGCUGCUCGCAUAGAGCUGAUGUUACAGAGCUGCAUUUGCCACUCUGGGCUCAGCUCUGGCUGAAAGGAGGCGAUGGGUGACAAACACUUGCAGAAUAGGUCCUUGCAGGUACUGCAAGCCAAGGAAAUCUGUGUUUCCUUUCCAGGUGAUGUUUUCUGCAGUAUCAGUGAAAUGAAGUGUUCUAUGGAAGAUAUGUGGUUGCUGAAUAGAAGAAAUCUCCGGUGUGCAUUUACUGACAGUCAGCAGGAGGUUUGUGGAAGGCUGAUGUGCUUACUGUAAACAAAGCCAGCCUGAAACUGUGCUGAGUUUGCGCUGAAUUCUAUCAGAAUUCAGAGGAAUUGCAUUUCGAGUUGGUGAAACUCAGAGCUCGCCGUGGUGCCCUCUCAGAGCCAGCACAGCCCCUGCAAUCAGAUGCACCACUUAACCUAUGGCCGUGGCUCUAAUGCCUGGCAACUUCUCUUUCUAGGAAAGAAAAACCCACCCACAAGUGAUGUUGGGUUAUUCGUAAGAGCAGUCAGGAAGCAGAAGGUGUCUGAUUUUGUUUGCUUUUAGAUAUGAGUGGAUGUGCUGGUGGAGGUGAAGCGCAAGGUUUCAUCCUGCAGCAGUGGGGCUGCAGGGGGAGGAGGAGCGCCCUGCACUGCACACCCCCCCAUGCUGGAAACUCCAAAAUGUAAACUGGAGUGAUGUGAAAACAGCCCUGUUUGUCCAUGGGAUCACUUCCAUUGUGCACGAUGGAUAGCCUCCCAUCCCUCUUUUGGGCUCUUUUACCCUCAAGUGGCUGCACACGCAGAGGUCGCUCACCAUCCUUGCUCACAUAUUUGCUUAUGCCAGAAAGGAAGUGCUUCCAGGGCCCUCCUUCACCUCAUUUACUUUCCCAUGUACAGCAUUUUGCAGUGUGACUUCCAUUCUCCUUAUCCAUGUACUCAACCCCUGCAGAGGAAAGGCUGCCCUGAGGCAGGUGGAGGAGGAAACUGCUUCACAAAGGGACAGAGAAAGGGGUUUUCUCCUGCUGGAGAUUUCCAAACCACAGCAUUCUCCUGCAGCUGUAUUGCUGCUCAGCCCCUGGGGAUGUGUUUCCUAUUGCACCAGAACUGUUCAUUCACUUCCAGCAACCAUGGGCAGGCACAGACCCAUCCUGUCCUUGCUGCUCCCACUGCUGCCCGGUGCCGUGGAGGGGAGGAUGCAGCAAUGCUCCUUAUUCCUUAUGUUUUACCACUUGCUGUCAGAGAUGCACAUAAACAGGACAGAACCAGGGAACCUGAGCAGGUCAGUGCUAUUUCUGUCCAUCCCCUCCAUCCUCUCUGCCUCUCACCGCCCUGGCUGCUGCCUGGGGAUGUGCAGAACUUCGUGUGUUCAGGGCAAAUUGCUGCUUCUUUGUCACAUCUCCAUCCUCGCUGCUCCUGCAAGGCUUUAUCUGUGGGGUGUUUGGCUCUCUUCACCAGGAUCUGACCUACAGGCAGCAGCGUGGCCAUGCACAAAUAAAUUGCUUUUCUCUGUUGAAUAACCCACUCUCGAGGAUAAGACCAGGAGACAACACUGUUUUAAUUACAGUCAUCAUUGCUUCUGCCUGGACAAGCACAAAACCAGCCAGGGAGGCUGACCGCUGGUGCCUAUUGCUUAAUCAGUUAAAUGGGUUGUCAUAUUAAUUAACACCAUUCUGUGCUUUCCCCUUGCUCUGCCACAGACUGAGAGCCCGUCUGGUCUGCUGAAAGCUGCUUGUAUCUUUAUUGGACAUGAACAACCCCAGGCACUCCUGGUCUGCAGCUGCUGCCCUAUGACCAGGAGAGCAGAGGGAAAUCAAAAGCAAAAGGCUAAAGAGAUU
Messenger RNA from Lagopus muta (rock ptarmigan), 2702 nucleotides. RefSeq names its product interleukin-20-like. The record is from RefSeq and is a predicted model, not a curated record. NCBI's taxonomy places the organism in Eukaryota, Metazoa, Chordata, Aves, Galliformes, Phasianidae. Bases 1 to 531 code for a protein of 176 amino acids. The transcript has 5 exons.